Molecule: messenger RNA, 2353 nt
Organism: Mytilinidion resinicola
Lineage: Eukaryota; Fungi; Ascomycota; Dothideomycetes; Mytilinidiales; Mytilinidiaceae
Product: oligopeptide transporter-like protein
Exons: 3
Coding region: 149-2308 (719 amino acids)
Cellular component (GO): fungal-type vacuole membrane
Molecular function (GO): oligopeptide transmembrane transporter activity
Source: RefSeq, a predicted model, not a curated record
UCCCACUGCUGUCGCUAGUAAGUCAUAAUGGAUUGUGGAGUGUCAUUGCAACUUUCUUGUAUAUAAAUUCAUCUCUCCAUCCGCCAUCCUGACGUCCACCGUCUACAACCCCGUCCCCCUCCGCCAGCUCUCUGCCACCGGCGAAGCUAUGGCCCCAGAUCGGGGCUCUCUCUCCAGCGAACCUCGCUCUCCCUCCUCUCCCGGACGUCAAGAAGAAGAAGAUGUAGAUUCCAUACCGCGUUCCCGGAGCAAUGCCCAGCGCUUCCUCGCCUCCCGCGCCGACGAGCCCCAAAACUUCACCCUCCGCGGCGUCCUCGUCGGCCUAGCCAUCGGCGUCGUAAUAUGCUUCUCGAACAUGUACUUCGGCCUGCAAACCGGCUGGGUGAGCGGGAUGGCCAUGCCCUCCGCCCUCAUCGGCUUCGCCUACUUCAAGGUCGUCGCACGCGCCCUCAACUACCCAUUCACGCCCGUCGAAAACGUGCUCGUGCAAUCGGUCGCUGGGGCUGCGGGGACGAUGCCGCUAGGGUGUGGCUUUGUGGGGGUAAUACCGGCGCUGAAUUAUUUGCUGAAGCCGGAGGAGAACGGGCCGCUGGAUAUUACUUUGUGGAAGCUCAUAGUGUGGGCAGUGGGGAUAUGUUUCUUCGGGGUGGUGUUUGCGGUGCCGCUCCGGAAGGAGGUUAUUAUAAGGGAGAAGCUUAAGUUUCCCAGUGGGACGGCUACAGCGCUCAUGAUACGGGUCUUGCAUGGGGAUGAGAAGUCUGCAGCAGUUGCAACGGCUCGCAGGAGAGAGGAGGCGGAUACGCCUGGUGAAGAGGAGCAAGAGGGGCUCCUAGCUUCUAUGCCUGUGGAAGCAGAAGACAAUUCGUUCGUUUCCAAUCGAAAACAGACGGACGAGGAGGGUGUAGAACUUGGUAGUGACGACGACUGGAAAGCCAAGAUUCGGCUUUUAGUCAUCGCUUUUGCUGUGUCUGCACUUUAUACUUUGAUAUCGUACUUCAUCCCGCAGCUCCACGAUAUUCCAAUCUUUGGGCUUCCUUUAGCGCACAAAUGGCUCUGGACUCUAAACCCAUCCCCGGCGUAUGUGGGCCAGGGAAUCAUAAUGGGUCCAGCUACAACGCUCCAUAUGCUCAUUGGAGCUAUCGUUGGAUGGGGCGUUCUCUCUCCUCUAGCAAAGCACAAGGGAUGGGCCCCAGGAGAAGUAGAAGACUGGGAGACAGGAAGCAAAGGCUGGAUCGUGUGGGUUAGUCUCGCGAUCAUGCUCGCAGACUCCCUCGUCAGCCUAGGCUGGCUCAUCCUCCGGCCUAUAAUCUUCUACGCACGCGUGUGCUUCCAUCAGCUGCGGGAAGCAAAGCGCUCUGAAAGCAGAGACCUCUCAUAUAUUUCAGCCCCAUCUUUAAGGCGUCAUCAAUCCGAUGAUGAACCAGACGCCCCAGAAGCCCAUCUCAUUUCCACGCGCACAACAGUAAUUGGUCUCGUCCUGUCGCUCGGUCUUUGCAUCGCCGCCGUUCACAUCUCUUUUCCCUCUUUAAUCCCAAUCUAUCUCACCAUCCUCGCGCUCUUACUCUCCCUCUUUCUCUCUAUCAUGGGCGUCCGAGCACUAGGCGAGACCGACCUCAACCCCGUCUCCGGCAUCUCGAAGCUGACCCAGCUCGUUUUCGCUUUCAUCACACCCAAAACUGGUCCCGCGGCCAAGAACGCCAUCAUCAUCAAUCUCGUCGCUGGCGCUAUCUCUGAGUCUGCAGCACUCCAGGCUGGCGAUCUGAUGCAGGACCUGAAGACCGGACAUCUGCUUGGCGCGGCACCGAACGCACAGUUCUGGGGCCAGAUUAUUGGGUCUGCUGUUGGCGCUGUCCUCUCGGCCGUAGUGUACAAGCUCUAUACGCAUGUGUACACCAUCCCGGGAGGCUUAUUCCAGGUGCCCACGGGAUACGUGUGGGUGUUUACUGCGAGACUAGUCAACGGAAAAGGCCUUCCGCCCAAAGUUGCUGAGUGGGCUACGGGAGCUGUUGUCAUCUUUGCCAUUUCGACGAUGAUGAGAGUGUGGGGUGUUGCGAGGAAGAAGGCUGGACAGGCGGGGUGGUGGGUUGACUGGAUCCCUGGCGGUAUUGCUGUCGCUGUUGGCAUGUACAACGUCCCCUCCUUCACUCUAGCACGCACAAUCGGCGGCCUGAUCAGCUUGUGGUGGAGACGGUACAAGGGACGAUCGGAGACACCUAUCGUCGUCCUUGCGAGCGGGCUUAUCCUAGGAGAAGGGCUCUUUAGCAUCGUUAAUCUGCUUUUAGCUAGUUUGCAUGUGCCUACCUUGUAGAAAGUCUAAACGCAAUGCGCCGCAAAUAUUGCUUAAUAUCGCUUC